Molecule: messenger RNA, 1017 nt
Organism: Neopsephotus bourkii (Bourke's parrot)
Lineage: Eukaryota; Metazoa; Chordata; Aves; Psittaciformes; Psittacidae
Product: PHD finger protein 7-like
Exons: 8
Coding region: 1-1017 (338 amino acids)
Cellular component (GO): nucleus
Source: RefSeq, a predicted model, not a curated record
AUGAAAAAUUGCCUGGACCACGCCGGCAGGCUGCAACAGAGAGGGGCCGAUGAAGAGGGCUUCUACGGCUUCCUCUUCCCUGACAUCAAGGAGGAGCUGAAGCGGGUGGCACAGAAGAGGUGCUGCAUAUGCCGCCAGCCGGGCGCCUCGGUCACCUGCAGAGCCCGGCGCUGUCCCCGCACCUUCCACUACCCCUGCGGCAGCGAGCGGGGCUGCAUCUCCCAGUUCUUUGGGGAGUACAAGUCCUUCUGCUGGAAGCACCGGCCGCUGCAGCGGGUGCGGGCGGUGCAGCAGGAGCAGAGCCUGUGCCUCAUCUGCCAGGAGGUGGUGGCGGAGCGGCCGUGCUAUGACACCCUGGUCUGUCCCACCUGCACCAGCGCCUGGUUCCACCGCCACUGUAUUCAGGGCCAGGCGCUGCGCUCUGCCCUGCACUACUUCCGCUGCCCUCUCUGCAGUGACAAGGACACCUUCCAAAAAGAGAUGUUCCGCCUGGGCAUCAAAAUCCCGGACAGGGAUGCUGCCUGGGAGGAGAAUGGAGCCUUUGCCAGCCUUUAUGAGCGGCACAGAUCCUGCGACACCAGCCAGUGCCUGUGCCCCGUGGGACGGGAGGAGGCAGAGGAGAAUGGGCCCUGGCGACUGCUGCUCUGCCACUCCUGUGGCUCCAGAGGGACCCACCGGCGCUGCUCCAACCUGGGAGAGGAGGUGGAUUCCUGGGAAUGCUGUGACUGCAGCGACACGGGCACUGGUGAGGCCUGCAAGUUGGGGGGCGGGACACAAGAUCCCAAGAGCCAUGUGGCCACCACUGCUACUUGGGACAUGGGGACAGUGCCCGCCUUGCUGCCAGGCCAGGUGCUGGACCCACUGGCACAGGGCCCCUCACACAGUGUCCCAGCUCCUGACACCUCACCUGGGGACGAAGAGGCUGGGAUCCCGCCAGGACGCCGCGACGUUACAGAAGGGCUCCAGGAGCAAGGCCAUGGAUCCUUGGAGGCCUUGUGCCAGCAAAGCAAAGUGUAG